Molecule: messenger RNA, 850 nt
Organism: Cercocebus atys (sooty mangabey)
Lineage: Eukaryota; Metazoa; Chordata; Mammalia; Primates; Cercopithecidae
Gene: NDUFB6
Product: NADH dehydrogenase (ubiquinone) 1 beta subcomplex, 6, 17kDa
Exons: 4
Coding region: 276-662 (128 amino acids)
Biological process (GO): mitochondrial electron transport, NADH to ubiquinone; mitochondrial ATP synthesis coupled electron transport
Source: RefSeq, a predicted model, not a curated record
CACAACUAAGAGCACUCCUCGUCCCCACCCGGUAAUAAUCUGGUCGGGUAUAGCGGCGGUGGGCGGAGAGAGAAUUGGAGGUGGAGAGCUUUGCGCAUGCCCGGACACUUAGAACUCUGGGGCCCCUGCAGAGGCAGGACCAGGAUGUGACGUAAUAACCGCGCGCGGCGCCCGGCGUUCCCACAAGGUCGCUUUGCAGAGCGGGAGCGAGGUUAAGUAACUAGUCCCUAGUUCGAGGGUGGGUCGUGUCCUUUUGCCUUGGUACCAGCGGAGACAUGACGGGAUAUACUCCGGAUGAGAAACUGCGGCUGCAACAGCUGCGAGAGCUGAGAAGGCGAUGGCUGAAGGACCAGGAGCUGAGCCCUCGGGAGCCGGUGCUGCCCCCACAGAAGAUGUGGCCUAUGGAGAAAUUCUGGAAUAAGUUUUUGGAGAAUAAAUCCCCUUGGAGGAGAACGGUCCAUGGGGUAUACCAAAAGGGUAUCUUUAUUUUCACUCAUAUACUUGUACCUGCCUGGAUUAUUCAUUAUUACCUGAAGUAUCAUGUGUCUGAAAAACCAUAUGGCAUAGUUGAAACGAAGGCCGGAAUAUUCCCUGGUGAUACAAUUCUGGAGACUGGAGAAGUAAUUCCACCGAUGAAAGAAUUUCCUGAUCAACAUCAUUAAAGAUUAUGUAAAAACUUAAAAGGCUUAUGAGCCUAAAUUUGUUCCUAUAUUACCCUAUUUACUGAAUUUUCUGGAAAAGUAACUUUAAUAAAGUUUAAUCUCAGAAAUUGUCAUAUUUCUUUUCCAGCAUUGUACAAUUUGAGACUCUUUGAGUAAUUUAAUAAUAAGUAAAAAGUGGACAUGCUAAA